GUGCAUUUCGAGAAAACAGGUUCUGUGUCUUAUGUAGUGUGCCUAACUUGCUAAUAGUAUUAUCUAUGACAGCACUGACAUGUCAUGGGUGUACAUGGGUUGACUACAUAUGUGGAGUCUAAUAGAAACUUCCUUCAAGAUGUGAGGUUCAGGGAUAGUCGGCUGGUUAUUGACGGCUGCAGUCUAUAUUUUCGCCUCUACUUUCACCACGGCUUGGAUCAGCAGCAUGGGGGGGACUACGAUGCGUUCGCUUGCCUUCUCACCCAGUUCCUCUCUGCUCUGGAAGCCUGUAACAUCCAGCCCUAUGUGGUGCUGGAUGGGGGGAUGGACCCAAGUGACAAGAAGUUCGCUACCCUCCGUCAGCGUCUGCAGUCCAAGAUAAGGGAAGCGGACUGCAUCUCUCAUGGCCGCAAUGGCUCUGUCCUCCCAAUCCUCAUAGGAAAAGUCUUCAUUCAGGUCCUAGCUCAGAGGGGAAUCCCGCUGAUACAGUGUCCAGCAGAGGCAGACUGGGAGAUUGCCUGUUUGGCGCGCCAUUGGAACUGUCCAGUGCUGACAAAUGACAGUGAUUUUUACAUCUUUGACCUUCCAGCUGGUUAUCUGCCACUUCGUUUUUUCCAGUGGUCCAAUCUUAAUGGAAAAGCUUCUCAGCGCUACAUCCCAUCCCGAUGUUAUAUCACUAACAAUCUGUGUCGCUGGUUUGGGGGCAUGAAUCGCGAGUUGCUGCCUUUAUGUGCAGUCAUAAUUGGUAAUGACUAUGGUGCUCCAAAAGAGGCUGAGACACUCAUUGCUCACAUAGAUGUGAGCACUUUAGGAAGAGGCAAUGCCCGCGGUAGAGGCAGAGCACCUGCUUCUCGUAUCGAGUGCCUCCUUAUUUGGCUGUCUUCUUUUCCAAGUGUGACGGAGGCACUGGCGGAGGUUAGCAGGCUAAUCGAUGGAGAAGCUGGGGCAGGCAAGAGAGGGCAGAAGGGUGGGCUUAGCUCCCAGCUGUGGGCUGCAAUGCAAGAGUACAACAUCAAGGCCCAUAGCUCUCUUGCUUCCUGGUUCUCUGGAGGUGCAUUACCUCCAAGAGAAAAGGCAUCUGGUUUGGCACAGUUGCCAGAGUGCUUGUCUCUGGCUGCAGCACAGGGACAGCUGCCUCCUUUGGCUCUUAACGCUUUUGUCAUGCAGAGGGCCCUUCUUAGCCCGCAGGUGGAGAAUAGUAAGCUAGCUAGCAGCCACUGUAGCUCUAGAGCCAUACGACAGGCUGUGUACGGGAUUUUACUGCAUAAAGCUCCAAACACUGCUAGUCAGGGACAAGGUACCGGAGCACAAGUGCAAAUGCAAGGAGUCAGAGGUGGAAGAGGACGAGGAAGAGGCAGGGGUCAGGAAGGGUUGAAUGAAGGGGCAGCUAUAAAACACAUAGCCAAGGGAGCUCCAGUGCAAUCACAUGGCUUUAGUUCUUCAGUUUUUGUGGAAGAAUAUGACCGUUUGGACCUAAACCUAAAGACAAACCAAGUGGAGGCAAUUAUCCCCAGGAACCAAAUACAUCUGCAUGGGCUCAGUCAGGCUUCUGCUGCAGUGCGACUUGGUGUCCUUUUAGAAGUCUUAGGGGUGAAGCAGUCAGCCCUGGCUCCGGUCCCUCUUCAUCUGCAGCUUGCUGUUGCAGUGACUGGAUUCUGGGUGCGUGAGGCCAUACCAACACCUUCACAGCCCAUGCUGCAGGCUUUGGUGCUGGGCAUGAUUUAUGGAGAGCUGGCCUCAAACAAUCAGCCUGGAGCCACCCGCAGAACACCAGUUGCCCUACAGCUUAACUGGGCCGCAGAAGGAAGUGUUCUGUCAGCACUAGAUCGCCAACGGGUGAGACCAGGUGAAAGACGAGGAGUGGACCUCGGAGCGGCUCACUGCUUCAGCCAGUGGCAGUCAUGCCUCUGGAGUGCGCUGUGUCUGAAUCAGCUGCUGCUCAUGCCCCUGCCCGAACCCAAUGUGUCAUGGUUAUUUAGUGGUACCUUGGUACACGGCCUCCUCAAAUGUCAGAAAGCAGGCUGGCCUGUAGACUCCCUACUGCCUGGUGGAUCUUUAUCUGGACAGCUGUGUUCCUGCCUGCUGAAUGCUGUAAGGGACUGCAGCUUCAAAGCCAACCCAUCCUGCUUGGGAUCAGGGAAGAAGAAGAGAGGCAGAGGUCGAAGAAGGGGUGGAAGAGGACAACCUCGGGGUGGAGGGAGAGUUUCAGAGGAGAUAAACAACAGGUUUGCUCUCCUUAUGAGUGAGGAGGAGUCUGAUGAUUGAUAGAGAGGCAGAGAGAAGUUAACAGAUUUUUGCUCAGAAAAUGCUCAUAGGUUAUUCUUUCGAGGAGGAUAGCAUUUUUAAUUUUCACUGUCAUGCUUUGCACUAUUUUACCCUCUUUCAGUAAUAUCUAGCUACAUGUGUUUUAAGUUUAAGUGCAGUUUUGGCACUGAUGGGGGGUCUGGGGUUGUUUUUUCACUCCAUGUUGUUGCCCAACAUGGUGUAAAAAGCUCACAUAGUUAUUGUUUUAGUGUGAUAGCUUAUAAAAGUGGCUAAUGUUCCCAUUAGCUGCCACCCCUUCACCAUUCAAUUUACCCCUUCACCAUUUCAAAUCCAUGUACAUAACUAUUGUAGUGAAUUUAUUUAUCUUGGUAUAUUUACCACUGAGAUGAGAAAAUGCUCACAUUUUAUGCAAAAUUUUAGAUUUUUUCUGAAAUUUGUAUUUUACAACAUAUUGCAAUCAUGAUUUUGACUCCAUCCGUUUGGGAGAGUCAACUAUUAGGAAAAAUGAUGAUGAAUGAUGAUCAUCAGUUUUCACAGCGGGUAAGAACUGAUGUAUGAUUGGCAAAAAACAGUGGAAGAAAGCAACUUUUCAUACCUUUAAAAGACCGAAGCUGCAAAAGUAAAAUAUGGUAAAGGGGCAAAAUGAUCAUCCUCAAUAUAAUUUAUGCAAUCCAUUAAAUAUUUUGCAACAUUAUUGCCUUAACAUCAACUAAUGUGGUCAUGUUUACAUUUUUGAAAGAAUGUACAUCAGAGCAGUGCAAAAUUACAUUCCUGUUCUUUUUUAAUCCCACUUUUGUACUUGUAACAACAUAAAGCUGAAAAUAAAAUGUUUACGCAUGUUCUUCCAA
This is a messenger RNA of Girardinichthys multiradiatus, 3113 nucleotides long. RefSeq names its product asteroid homolog 1b (gene aste1b). The transcript has 7 exons. The record is from RefSeq and is a predicted model, not a curated record. Lineage: Eukaryota; Metazoa; Chordata; Actinopteri; Cyprinodontiformes; Goodeidae. The coding region runs from base 85 to 2265 and encodes 726 amino acids.